GUUGCUGCAACUCCCUGCGACAUCUCACAACACCCAGCCUGCCUCUCCCCCUGAAUUCCUUCCACCUCCCGACCAGGCCAAUCAACCUCCAUUCCUCCGCACAUCGCACAGCAGCCAUGGCCUCCGCCGUCGCCUCUGUCGCCGCUGCCUCCUCCACUGCCAUCUCCUGCCAGGCCGCCGCCUCUAGAAGGAAUGUGUCCGCGAGGAGCGGAUUCACGGGAGCCUCUCUCCGCGUGUCUCCCGCAGCUAGAGCUUUCCGCGCGGUGAAGUUCGCCGUCCGCGCGUCGUCGACUGAGGAGCUCGGCGGAACGCAGAAGCAGAUUCUGGAGGCCUUUUCGGGGGUGAAGGCCAAGUGGGAUACCGUGGAGAACAAGCCCACCGUGCUGCUCUAUACGGGCGGCGCCGUGCUGGCGUUGUGGAUCACCAGCGCCGUCAUGGGAGCCAUCGACUCGCUGCCUCUGGUCCCGGAUUUCCUGAAGCUGGUCGGCACCAUCUACGGUGGCUGGUUCGUCUACCGCUACCUGCUGUUCGAGGCGAGCCGCAAGGAGUUGGCGACUCUGAUCAACGACCUCAAGAACCAAAUUGCUGAUUCGAAAUAGACGAUUAUCGAGACUUUCAAGAUGUAAAAUACCUCCAUUUAUUCUGGUUCAUGUGGAUUCAAAUACUAACGCCAAUAACCGUUGGCUCCCCUUCAAUCCGAUUAUGCCAAGCAGCACACCUGCGGAUGACGGUGAUGGUUUUCACAAGAAUAUUCCCAGACCCCACUUUC
Closterium sp. NIES-67 is the source of this 769-nucleotide messenger RNA. The record is from the annotation of a GenBank genome assembly. Lineage: Eukaryota; Viridiplantae; Streptophyta; Zygnematophyceae; Desmidiales; Closteriaceae.